This is a messenger RNA of Monopterus albus (swamp eel), 1664 nucleotides long. RefSeq names its product otolin 1b (gene otol1b). The transcript is spliced from 5 exons. Gene Ontology annotation, molecular function: protein binding. The record is from RefSeq and is a predicted model, not a curated record. Lineage: Eukaryota; Metazoa; Chordata; Actinopteri; Synbranchiformes; Synbranchidae. The coding region runs from base 101 to 1537 and encodes 478 amino acids.
AGAUAUCAGACAGACCUGGAGCUCCUGGUGCUGCCUCCAAGGCGCCACUAGAGAGGAUAAAUGACCAUACCACUUAUGCAUAUCUAGAUCCCAGUCAACCAUGAGGAUUAACUUCUGUCAGCAGACUCUUGUAGCAGCAGUUGUGGUUACACUCACUGUGGUGCCCUGCAUUGAAGCUAAGACUACACAGAAGCCAAAGUACCAGUACACUAAGAAGCCUCUUCCUCAGAUCACCGUGCACAGCCCUGUGACCACUAGCACGCCCAAAACUCUCAAGACAGUGGCAAGCACAAAUCCUGUGGAGCCCCAUCCAGUGCCCGCCACAGAGAGGACCACCUAUCCAAGCCAUGUCUUCUCUCAGUACUACACUGAGCCUCCUGGUGUUGGACCUGAGAACUACACCCUAGAUUACAAUGAGUGUUACUUUAACUUCUGUGAGUGCUGUCCACCUGAGAGAGGCCCCAGGGGGCCAAAGGGAGACAGGGGCCUGGCAGGGCCACCUGGCGACAGGAGUCUUGCAGGAGAACCUGGGUUACCAGGACCACCAGGUGUGAGUGGUCCAAUGGGGUUAAAAGGAGAGAAAGGUGACAGAGGUUACAGCGGGACAGUUGGACCACAAGGAGUACCAGGGAAACCAGGACAAAAAGGUGAUGUUGGCUCAAAAGGUGACGAAGGUAAAAUAGGGUUGCAAGGUGUCAAAGGUCAUAGUGGGGGGAAAGGUGAACCUGGCUUCAAUGGAACUGCUGGUGAGAAAGGAGAACCGGGAACAGAAGGGCCAGCUGGACCUCCAGGAGCGGCUGGUCCUAAGGGAGACAAGGGAGAUAAGGGGGAGUGUGGCUUUUUUGGGGAGAAAGGGCAAAAGGGUGAACAAGGAGAUCCUGGGCCACCUGGCAUGCCAGGAGUGAUGGGUAUUCCAGGAAUAAAUGGCAAGCACGGUUCCCCAGGUCCUGUAGGUGUCCAAGGAGAUCCAGGACUUCCUGGACCACCAGGACAGCCAGGCGUGGGAGGGCCUCAGGGACCACAAGGCAUAAGAGGAAUGCCUGGGCCAAAAGGGGACAGAGGUUACCCGGGGAUGAGAGGUGAUCGGGGCAUUCGUGGAGUCAAAGGAGCGAAGGGAUCAGGGGUGCCCCAGAAACGCUCAGCCUUCAGUGUCGGCAUCUCUCCAAGAAAGUCCUUCCCUCCAUCUGGCUUCCCAAUCCGCUUUGACAAGAUCUUCUACAACGAGGAGAACCACUUCAACCUCACUUCCAACAGCUUUACCUGUGUCCACGCCGGGGUUUAUAUCUUCUCCUUCCACAUCACUGUACGCAAUCAGCCGCUGCGCGCCACACUGGUAGUGAAUGGGUCACGGCGGGUAAGGAUGCGCGACUCUCUGUAUGGUCAAGACAUCGACCAGGCAUCCAGUCUUGUGGUGCUGCAGCUGGCAGAGGGUGAUCAGGUGUGGAUGGAGACACUCAGAGACUGGAACGGGAUGUAUGCCAGCAGUGAGGACGACAGUAUCUUCUCUGGGUUUCUGCUUUACUCAGACAAGGUCUGAUACACAGUAGUGCUACUGACAAUACCUUCUUCUACUGUUCUAACCAGACCACAUCUGUGAAAAGGCCAGAUGGUGGUGCCACACCACAGAACUCAGAGACUGCUUGAAAGCUGUUCUGUACACUAGA